Ipomoea triloba (trilobed morning glory) is the source of this 558-nucleotide messenger RNA. RefSeq names its product cysteine proteinase inhibitor B-like. Gene Ontology annotation, molecular function: cysteine-type endopeptidase inhibitor activity. Lineage: Eukaryota; Viridiplantae; Streptophyta; Magnoliopsida; Solanales; Convolvulaceae. The coding region runs from base 34 to 447 and encodes 137 amino acids. The transcript is spliced from 2 exons. The record is from RefSeq and is a predicted model, not a curated record.
UGUUGAAUUGAUUCUCAAAAAAAAAACAAUAAAAUGGCCAAACUUGCAGGACUACUCAACCUUCUCCUCGUGGUUUCCGUGGUUGUAGGGUUGGCAGGCUACGCCGCCGCGCAGGCGGAGGGGUUGGGACCGGCGGCCUCAGGCGGGAGAAUAGAGGAGAAUGACGUGAAGAACAACAUUGAGGUUCAACAGCUGGGGAGGUACUGCGUAAUAGAGUACAAUAAGUCCCUGCAAGUGAGGAAGCAUCCUGAGAACGGUCCCAAGAGGCUGAGCUUCUCGGAGGUGAUCAAGGCGGAGAAGCAGGUGGUGGCCGGAUUGAAGUACUACCUCACCAUCAAGGCCGCCGGCUCCGACGGCCAGAUCAAGACCUUCGACGCCGAGUUGGUGAUCAAUCCGCCUGAAUCUUUUAAGAAGAUGCUCGCCUUUGCACCAACCACACAAAAUUGAUACUCUUUUUUUUUUCCGGUCAGUCCGCCGCCGUGGCGUGGCGUGGCUGGUAUUUUGUCAUGCAUGCAUGCGUAGUAGGUAGUUAGUCCCCGGUUAGUUUCCUUCAAUAUA